Molecule: messenger RNA, 1289 nt
Organism: Lutzomyia longipalpis
Lineage: Eukaryota; Metazoa; Arthropoda; Insecta; Diptera; Psychodidae
Product: mitochondrial potassium channel-like
Exons: 4
Coding region: 409-1209 (266 amino acids)
Source: RefSeq, a predicted model, not a curated record
UGCGAGAGAGAUUUUUACAAGAAGCAUCUCAUGUUUUCUCUGCUUCCUAGUGCGCCACGCAGUAAUCAUAAAUAUUCCUCUCAAGUUGUUUUACUUUAUUUUUCUCGAGGAUUUUCAUCAAUCUUUUCAAUUAAAAAUGGAUUUCCGUUGGGUUUUUGGAGGAAAGAAUUUAAUUUGGAUUUCUUUUCGCGCCAAAAGUGCAUUUUAAAUCCCCAACCCGACUGUUCAGUGUUUCUUUCAGUACGAAUAGCUGACAGAAUGCAUAUUUGUAGGUGAACCAACUGAACCAAAUACACGACCUUCGCAUAUUAUGUUGGUAGAAAGUUGCGGGGACUCGUGGUGUUUGUUUAUCUUUUGCAUUUCCUGGAAAAUCCACUUCAAAGGGAUCUCUUUUGUUACAUUUACACAAUGUCCGUAAUCUUAAGGACACAAAGUGUUAGAUUUACAACGAAUCGGCACAUUUACAUGCCACCAUCUGUGAUUAAUUUACCAUUGAAAAAUAUUCGUGCUUUCGCGAGUAAAUCUCUUCCGCCGACUCUUCUGGACAAAUCCACUCCGGAGACUUCUAAGAGUGUAGCCACCUGGAUUAAAAUCCGCUACGAUGGACUGAUUGGGACAUACGAGGAACUCUCGGGAUUGAAGGAAGUCCGUCUAGCGCAGGAGGAAGUUGUUAGAAUCCAGGAAAAAGUUCUGCACGCUCAGGAGAAGCGACGAGAGACGCAAUUGAAGUUGCUGGAAAUCCGGAAGAGUUGUCGUGAUCUGGAGAAUAGUAUCAUUGGCACAGAUAAGGGGAAGCCCCUUUAUUUGGAGUUAGUGCGCCGGCAAGUUGAGCUGAUGCAAGAAGAGCGUCAGAUUGAAGAAUUUUUUAACCUCAUGGAUACAAAUGAACGAGAAUUAUUCACUCAUCUCACUUCCGCCGUACAAAAGUCCCACGAAAAGGAGAGAUCUCAGGCGGAGAAUAUCAAAUUCUUCUCAAUGCUUCUUGGCCUAUUCAGUGCUCUGUUGGGAAUCCUCGGGGCAACGCUCACAAAUCACUACAGGAACAGGCAGUAUCGCCUUAUCAGUGAACAAGACUUCCAGAGGUUGAUGCUGAAGCUUACUGAAUCGGAGCGUGCAAACUUAAAGUCACAAAAGACAGAAUCGUGGUCGAGUUAUUUCUACAGGCAUGGAAGUAAUGUCUAUCGCUGGUUUGUUCCAAAGACUCAAUAAUGCCCCGAUCAGGAAGAAGAAAUUGCCAGGAUUAAGGGAAGAUAGAAAGUGCAAUUAAAGGGAUUUUUUUUAUUAAUUUA